AUGGCCUCCCCACCACCUCCCGCAAAGGUCGACCGCCAGACCACGACCCCGUUCCUCCUACGCCUAUUCUACAAACAGAAUGCGUUCCACCACCCGGACGACUUCGACCCCGCCCGCCGCCUACCACCGAACCUCCAGAUCUACACAUGGCAAAGCUGCACACUGCGCGAGCUCUCCUCCUUACUUCUCACCACACUGCCGAACCUACUGCCGCAGCCAUAUGCCGGCACGCGCGUUGCCUUCCGCCUGAUAUAUGGAGACGUUAAUGGGCCUCAGCGACCAGGCACACCAGCGCGAUUCACGACCAGGGAUCUGGGCAGUGUGAUUGUUGGAGCGCAGACACCGGCGGAUCAGGACAAGGAAAGUGACGAGAAGAUGGAUGUCACUGAAGCGUUGAAGCAGCUGGAUGGAGACCCCGACAAGAGUCUCGCGGAUGCGAAGUUCGUCAUUGGAGAUUACGUCUCGUGCGCCGUCUUUCCUCCACAUGCGGACGGUAGUGUUCAAGCCGCACCGCCUCCUCCGCCAGUUGGUCCCACAAGAGGUCCGCCACCGCGAGACGGGUUUGGUGGACGAGGCGGCGGAAGAGAGUAUGCAAACGGCUACGGAGGGCGAGGUGGACACGAAGGCUUUGGGCGGGGCGGAGGCAGAGGCGGGGGCCGCUUUGACGACAGAAGGGACUUUGGGGGAGUCCCAUCCGGCGAGUGGCGAAGAGGCGAGGCUCCACCCGAGAGGGAACCAGGCUACGGGUGGCGAGGAGGACGCGAAGGUGGACGCGGACGCGGAAGAGGGCGAUGGUAG
Molecule: messenger RNA, 798 nt
Organism: Paraphaeosphaeria sporulosa
Lineage: Eukaryota; Fungi; Ascomycota; Dothideomycetes; Pleosporales; Didymosphaeriaceae
Exons: 1
Coding region: 1-798 (265 amino acids)
Biological process (GO): negative regulation of DNA-templated transcription
Cellular component (GO): nucleus
Molecular function (GO): transcription corepressor activity; transcription factor binding
Source: RefSeq, a predicted model, not a curated record